Pseudophryne corroboree (corroboree frog) is the source of this 978-nucleotide messenger RNA. Its product is annotated as rap guanine nucleotide exchange factor 1-like. Gene Ontology annotation, biological process: Ras protein signal transduction; positive regulation of GTPase activity. The coding region runs from base 1 to 978 and encodes 325 amino acids. Gene Ontology annotation, cellular component: plasma membrane. The transcript has 10 exons. The record is from RefSeq and is a predicted model, not a curated record. Gene Ontology annotation, molecular function: guanyl-nucleotide exchange factor activity. Lineage: Eukaryota; Metazoa; Chordata; Amphibia; Anura; Myobatrachidae.
AUGGAAAAGGCUUUUGGAGAUUUGGUUCUAUAUUGUGAGGCCUUUCUGACCACCUAUCGGACCUUCAUCUCACCAGAGGAGCUGAUUCAGAAGCUACAGUAUAGAUAUGAGAGAUUCUGUCACUUCCAGGACACGUUCAAGCAGCGUGUGAGCAAAAACACCUUCUUUGUGCUGGUGCGAGUGGUGGAUGAGUUAUGCUUGGUGGAACUGACAGACGAAAUCCUGAAGCUGCUGAUGGAACUAGUAUUCCGGCUGGUGUGUAAAGGAGAGCUCAGCCUGGCUCACAUGCUGCGCAAGAACAUUCUGGAGAAAGUGGAUAACAAGAGGAUGCAGAGUCACUGCAACUCUGCUAUGAGACCACUCGCUGCCAGGGGGGUGGCCGCAAGGCCAGGAACUCUCCAUGACUUUCAUAGCCAUGAAAUUGCCGAACAACUUACUCUCCUGAAUGCAGAACUUUUCUACAAGAUUGAGAUCCCCGAGGUUUUGCUGUGGGCAAAAGAGCAAAACGAGGAGAAGAGCCCAAAUCUGACACAGUUCACAGAGCACUUUAACAACAUGUCCUACUGGGUCCAAUCUAUCAUCAUGCUUCAGGAGAAGGCACAGGACCGGGAGAGGUUGCUGCUUAAAUUCAUCAAAAUUAUGAAGCACCUGAGAAAACUGAACAAUUUUAAUUCCUACCUUGACAUCCUCUCUGCCCUGGAUUCCGCCCCCAUCCGUCGGCUGGAGUGGCAGAAGCAGACAUCAGAGGGGCUUGCUGAAUACUGCACUCUGAUUGACAGCUCGUCGUCUUUCCGGGCCUACCGUGCAGCGCUCUCUGAAGUUGAGCCGCCGUGUAUACCAUACUUGGGUCUAAUCUUACAAGACCUUACGUUUGUGCACCUGGGAAAUCCAGACCACAAUGAUGGGAAAGUGAACUUCUCUAAACGGUGGCAACAGUUCAAUAUCCUGGACAGCAUGAGACGUUUCCAGCAAGCGUAA